Lineus longissimus is the source of this 1216-nucleotide messenger RNA. RefSeq names its product carbohydrate sulfotransferase 11-like. The record is from RefSeq and is a predicted model, not a curated record. Gene Ontology annotation, biological process: carbohydrate biosynthetic process. The transcript is spliced from 3 exons. Bases 134 to 1216 code for a protein of 360 amino acids. Gene Ontology annotation, molecular function: sulfotransferase activity. Lineage: Eukaryota; Metazoa; Nemertea; Pilidiophora; Heteronemertea; Lineidae. Gene Ontology annotation, cellular component: membrane.
UACUCUAAUGCGGAUACCACUACGUUCUCUGUUACAUAUAUGCAGCCCAUAGUUAAGGACCGAGUCUCCCAUUCUUGAUCCCAAGGACCGAUACUCCAAUCAUGUCUAGUCCGUCUUGACAGUAGGCUGUAAAAUGAAUUGUUGCAGGGGUACAGAGGCCCAAAAAACAAGACUAUCGAAAACUCUCAAAGCACACACGGGGAGUUUGUUGACCGGUUUCACGCUGCUUGCCGCUUUCAUUGUGGUGGGUGUCUUUGGACUGCGACAAUAUGUUACGUCUCACCACGUGGUGCAAGCUACGGCCAGUACACUCCGCACGAUUUCGCAUCAAACUCAAGCCGAGGUCUUCAAGCAGCGAUCGCAUAGGAUCAGGCAGUCCUGCAUCAACAUCACCAGGGAGUUCAAACCUUGGCCGUACCUCUCAAAUAGAACGUUCAUCCAGGCGUCUUCAUUCACAAAACUUUACGUGGAUGAGACGCAUAAAGUAGUUUACUGCCGGACUCCUAGUGCCGCGUCCGUCAACAUACAUCGAUGGAUGCUGGGUCUCAAAGGGAUUAAAAAUUCAGCGGGUAUAACUGCUUUUGACAUGUUUAACAGAAAAGGCAAAUACUAUCGGGUAUUUCGCAAAAUGAAGUUAAGCAAUUAUAAAGUUGAAGACAUAAGGAGGAUAUUGAGUAAUUACACUAAAGUGAUUGUUGUGAGAAAUCCCUUCGAACGUCUCCUGUCUUUGUAUCGCGCGACGAUUGAAAAAGACCAACUGAUGGGGACUAAUCGUGUGUUUCAACCUUACCGGGAGGCAAUUCUUCGCCAAUAUAAGCCGGGUCUGACGGAGGAUGUAUACAAAAACGGUCUGGGGAUCAAGUUCAAGGAAUUUCUAAACUUUCUUGCAAAUCCUCGCGAUUUUGCGACGCUGCCACCAGAGGUGUCAUGGAUGAGGUACUACGAUUUGUGUCACCCCUGCGUCGUGAAUUACGACAGAAUCGUCAAGUUUGAGUCAUUUCGAGAGGACAUGAGUUAUAUUUCAAAGGAGCGUGGUGCUGAGAAAGUCCCCGCGACUUUUCUGUCUUCGCCGAAAACCUCCGCAGUUCUGUCCGCAUAUUAUAAAGAAAUCCCCUACACUGACUUAAUCAAACUCAAGAAGGUUUUUACGGUUGACUUCGAUAUUUUUGGCUACGAUUUCAAACAAUUUAUGAACAGAAUUAUACAAUAUUUAUAA